AUUACUUCGUGGUCCUCACGGUUCUCUUCAUCUUAGAGUAAUCGAAGGUGAUCGCCCCACUUCGGUAAAUUUCGAGACGAGUAAGAGGAUGUCGCCAGACUGGCGAAGGAACUGGACGAGCAUCCUCAUCUCCACCUGAUCUUCACCUGGUACCAUCGACCACCACCUGUUACCUCAAAUGCUGACCAAGUAUAAAAGCGACCUGUGGUCACGCUCUCGUCUAGUCUUCUCGUGAUUACCACCGACUGCGAAAGCGACAUCGGCGAAAUGGACGGUCGCACGCUAGCGAUGAUAGCGCUGCUCGUAGGAAUCGCCGCUGCACUUCCGGCCCCGCAAAAAGAUGGCCAGGUCUUCAGCAACGAGGCGAUUAGACAGGCUCAAAACACGUAUUUGAUCCCAAAGGACGCGACUAUCCAGAAGGUCCAGGAAGGCAUCGAGCUGGCAGCCUACGAAUCCAUUCCCGGCGACCAAAGGAUCAACCUUUUCGAGAUCCUCGGAGAACACGUGCCUCCGGAAGUGGUGAACAAUCUCCAGAGUCAGAUCGACCAAAUCGGCAAAAAUUAGACGAGGCCUCGAUUAUCGACCAUUACUUCCUCCCGAAGCCAUUCGUCGAUCGAAUCCUCGCUCGACACCUGGUUGUACAUGUAGAAAUAUUUAUUACCGAACAUCGGGCUGACCGUCUCGAGAAAUUACCUAUGUGAUCUUUCCACUUUCGUAAAUAAAUCAGAAGUGAAAUCUCC
This is a messenger RNA of Orussus abietinus, 740 nucleotides long. RefSeq lists its product as uncharacterized. The record is from RefSeq and is a predicted model, not a curated record. NCBI's taxonomy places the organism in Eukaryota, Metazoa, Arthropoda, Insecta, Hymenoptera, Orussidae. The transcript has 3 exons. Bases 268 to 564 code for a protein of 98 amino acids.